This is a messenger RNA of Chironomus riparius, 846 nucleotides long. The record is from the annotation of a GenBank genome assembly. Lineage: Eukaryota; Metazoa; Arthropoda; Insecta; Diptera; Chironomidae.
AUGGCAUUGAACGACAAAGAUUUGGAAGUGAAGAAAAAACCCCAUGAGAUGGCAAAUGCUGAGUUUGUCAGUAAAUUAAUGGCUGCAACACCUUCAUACUUCUUCACACCACCUACAGCUGGUCACAACUUCUUCUUCAGCGAAUUACUUCGAUCACUCGUCCAAAAACGUAAAGCAGAGGAGCUAAAUGCAGCUAUGAAGGCAAAAACAAUUCCUAAAAAGGUACGAAAGAUGACACCGCCAUUUCAGCAAUUUCAACAGCAAAAGUCACCGAAUGAGCAGGAAUAUAAGAAGCCAAAAUUAGCCGAGGAAGUGAAAAUCACAGACUGUAUUGAGAAUGAUCAGGAAAAUAGUCAAGAUUCUGUUAUUAAUGUCGAUAAGGAUGAUCCACCAGCGACAUCAAGUAAUACAGCACCAAAUAUUCCAGCAUUAGCACAGUCAGCAUUUUAUCCGUACGUUGAUCCACUGCAUUUUUUCAUCGAUUUGAGAGUUUCAGCAGGUCAAAUUUAUGACAGAAAGAAGGAAGCAUACUUACAACAAGCACUGAAAAAUAAUAACAUCCUACUAGAAUCAGGUGCUUGGAAUAACACAAACAAUCCAAUAAUUGGAAGAAAUCGAGCCAAUUCAGCAUUUAAAGUUCCAAUAUCACAAAGUGAGCAGCUACAGAAUUUUAAUGCAAUGAAUUUAAUUUCCAAUCAGCAGCAUCUAAGUCAAAUGACGGAAGCAUCAAAAACUUUCCAGAAAAUCUACAAGACAUCACGCUCGGAUGACGAUGAGACACAAGAAAAUAUCCAAAAAAGUGAUGAGGAUGUUCAAAUUUUUGAUUUGGACAAGACAAACAAAUAA